AUGGUGAGAGCUUCAAAGAAAGCUUCGGCGGAGCAAAGUCAGAACCCGGAGGCUUUAGAGCGGAAGCGAUUGAAGAAGCUCGCAUUCUCCAACAACCAGCUGGCGGCGACUCCGGCCAACAACUAUGCGCCGCUCGCCCCCGCCAAGACUGUGGCGAAACACCACGGCAAGGACAUUCUGCGCAAGUCGCAGAGGAAGAACCGCUUUCUCUUCUCGUUUCCUGGUCUGAUGGCUCCAAUUACUGGGGGCAAAGUUGGCGAGCUCAAAGAUUUGGGGACUAAAAACCCUAUUCUCUACCUUGAUUUCCCUCAGGGUCGGAUGAAGUUGUUUGGAACCAUCAUCUACCCGAAGAACAGAUACUUAACUUUACAGUUCUCAAGGGGUGGGAAGAAUGUGAUGUGCGAGGACUACUUUGAUAACAUGAUUGUGUUUGCUGAUUCUUGGUGGAUUGGAACAAAAGAAGAGAACGCUGAAGAAUCCCGGCUUGAUUUUCCCAAGGAACUGAUUCAGCUGCAGAAAGUUGAAUAUGACUUUCAAGGUGGAGCUGGUGCCGAGCCAAUGAAUAAGAAGAUUGUUAAUACAAAUGAAGCAAAGCAUGCAGAAGAAGAUUCUUCAGAAUCUGAUAUUGAAAUGGAUGGUUCUGGUGCUAUGGAUUUGAAGGAAGUUACACCUAUACGGCAUUCUGAGAGAACUGCCCAAAAGAAAAUCAGGUACAUUGAGUUUUCUUCUGGCGGUGGUUCUGCAGAAGAUGACACUGGCCUAUCUAAGGAUGAAGAAGAAGAGGAAGAAGAGGAGGAAGAAGAAAGAAAAGAAUCUGAAGAAGUUGGAAUUUCUUCUCCAGUUCGACCAUCUGAAAAAUCAGAGUUGAAACCCAAUAAAUUAUCCAAGCCCACUGUUCCUGCAGCAAAGUCCAAUGAAGCCUCAUGCACUAAUCCUGGCUCACUAGUUCAAGUUACCCUAUCUACAUUAUUCAGCAAAAUGCAGGGGAAAAAAAGUGUGGAUGAGAAGGAUACUCCAAAGGAUUCACGGAAAUCAUCAUCUUCAAAAGAGCAUAGAACUUCAAAAAGAAAGGCUGAUCUGGCUGAUGGAUCGAAGAAAAAGGGAAAAGUGACUCAAGUAGAAAAAUCAGGUUCAGGAUUGAAGGCGAAGAAAACAGUACAUGAGACUGAAGAAGACGAUAUUGAAGAAUUCUCGAGCUCCUCACAGGAUGAGGGAGGAAGUGACGAAGAUUGGGAAGGCUGA
Molecule: messenger RNA, 1242 nt
Organism: Linum trigynum
Lineage: Eukaryota; Viridiplantae; Streptophyta; Magnoliopsida; Malpighiales; Linaceae
Source: the annotation of a GenBank genome assembly